AUGUCAGGACGCGAUGCCAUAAAUCGAGCAUUUGCCAACAAUUCGCAACUACGAAAGAGAAUCUUUGACGCCAUCGACGCAACUCCGCAGCAUGCGCCCCUUUUCGAGGACAUUGCAUCCUACCACCUCCAUUCACAUCAAGUGAACGGCUCUGCACAGGACGAACCCGCGUCCAAGAAGCGCAAACUCCCGGACGGCUCCUCUCUUCCCCUCGCGCAGACGGCGCGGAAAAGUGACCAACCGCGCGAGGUGGUCUUUGAAGCAAGAGACAUCUCAUUCUCGCUCCCGCAACGAAAAAAGCUACACCUGGGAAUCGCGCAAUAUGGGGCAGACAUCAACGGCGCGGACACAAAAUUUGCCAUUUACACCAGGAAUCCUGCCAGCAAUGAGGUGGAGAUGGAAGUGCCCCUGGACCAGGUCACCUACGCCCUGAGACUGCCUAUACCUGAGAAGGCCGCGAAGCAAUACAACUUUGUGUUACUCCUGAAGCCAGACUCGAACAACAACACUGACGCCAUCAUCUGGGCUGUCAGUGACGGCCCGCUCAAGUCGGGUCACAUCCCCAGCAGUGACCUUGCUAAAAUCGCGCCUGGCCCUGAUGACAUGCUCGAAAACGCGCUGGGUUAUCUGCUGCAAAAGAGCGGGAAAAGCCUCACACUCCCUACCGCGGAGGAAUUCUCCAGUGCCAAACCCGAAUCCCAUCGGAAAGGCGAUAAAGCGUAUCAUGUCAAAGCCUUCCGCGGGAGUAAGGACGGAUACCUCUUCUUUUUGAGCAAUGGCAUUUUCUUUGGAUUCAAGAAACCGCUCUCUUUCUUUGCGUUUGAAGACGUUGAAAGCAUUUCUUACACAUCCGUGCUGCAGAGGACAUUCAAUUUGAACAUCGCCUAUCGAGCCAGCUUAGCGGAUGGGACUAAUAGUGAAGAAAUUCAGGAGGUCGAGUUUGCCAUGUUGGAUCAGGCUGAUUUUCCGGGGAUUGACGCCUACGUUAAGCGGCAUGGUCUACAGGAUGCCAGUCUUGCCGAGUCGAGGCGGGCAAAGAAGCUCAAUGCGACGGCCAACGGCAAGAGUGCAACACAGAACGGCGCUGAAGGCAAUGCAGAAGGUGACGAAGACGACCGAACCGAGUUGGAAAAAGCCCAGCAACAGCUUGAUGAGGAAGAGGAUGAGGAAGAGGAAGAUUACGACCCGGGAAGUGAAGGGGAGAGUGAAGGUAGUGGCGCUUCGGACGAAUCGGACGACGAGUAUGAUCACGAGUAUGAGCGGGAGAGAAAGAAGAUGAAGGGACGGGAUCUGAUCAAGGAAGAACUCGGCAGUGAAGCAGAGGACGUGAGUGUUACAGAAGACGAAGACGGUGAUGGAGAAGGAGAUGAAGAAGGCGACGAAGGCGAAGAAGGUGACGGAGCAGGAGAUGAAGAGGAUGAGGAAGCACCCGGCGACGAAGACGACGGCUAUGACGAGGAACACGUGUCCGAUCAAGUCCCCAUCCACGAGAAGAAUGUCGCCGUAUCAGGAGGAACAGAAACCCGUAGCGCGAACUGGGGCUAUGAAGAGGGCAUGCCCGACCCUGACGACGAGGAUCAACUGUGA
Messenger RNA from Fonsecaea nubica, 1587 nucleotides. RefSeq lists its product as hypothetical. Lineage: Eukaryota; Fungi; Ascomycota; Eurotiomycetes; Chaetothyriales; Herpotrichiellaceae. The transcript is spliced from 2 exons. The coding region runs from base 1 to 1587 and encodes 528 amino acids. The record is from RefSeq and is a predicted model, not a curated record. Gene Ontology annotation, molecular function: nucleosome binding; histone binding.